UCUGGGUGGAUUAAAUAAAAGUGAAGAAGAAUAGUUUCCGGUUACAGUACGCUCUUUUAGUAUUUUCUGUUCUGACAUUUGAUAGAAAAUCUUCUUAACGCGGGUUCCAUUGCUCACACCGAAUUUAUUAAGAUCAUUUUAGGUUUUAUGCAACGCUUUGAUGUUAAAAGAACAAGCCAUGUCUGCGGUGUUUGACGGAAGUGGGCUAAAAGCGGCGCAGAGCUCACUCAGUCACACACCACACACUGCUCUGAGUGCACAGGAGCUGUCACAGGAGAUUAAAUCUUUCAUAAAUGGAGUGGACAGUGUCCAAGGACGAAAGCUCAGUGUGAGAGAGCACGCUCGGUGUGCUGUGAGGCUGCUGCGCGCGGUUCCUGCGUGUCGAGCCGCGGUACUAGAGCAUCUGAGAGGGGUCUAUGAUGAACAUGUGUCUGCUUUCUUGCACCAUUUGGAGACAGAGGGAGAAGGAGGCUCUGGGCCCAGCACCAACCUGGAGGACAUCAUCCAGGAGGUUCAUGGGGUGCUUUCUGAAUUUAUUCGUCUUAAUCCACGAGCCUGGGCCCCGCUGGUUUCGACUUGGGCUGUAGACUUACUGGGACAGCUGAGUAGUAAGCACGCUGGUCGCAGGGGCACCCCUCACUCUUCCAGCCUGAAUGAGCUGCUCCAGUUGUGGAUGUCUUGUGCAGCCACGCGCUCCCUCAUGGAAGCCUACUCUCAGUGUUUGGCUGCCAUGCUGGCUUGGUGCCCUGAUGCCUGUGUAGAUGCACUCCUGGACACCUCUGUUCAACACUCACCUCACUUUGACUGGGUGGUUGCUCAUAUUGGCUCGGCCUUUCCAGGUACCAUCAUCAGCAGAGUGCUGGCCUGUGGACUCAAAGAUUUCUGCUCUCAUGGAGCUAAGGAUCAGAGUCUGAUGGGAAUAGACAAAGGGCCAAAAGUGCCCAAAAUUGGUUCUGUGGUUGGAAUCCUUGGUCACCUGGCUGUACACCAUUCUGACUGUAUCAGGAAGGAGCUGCUCCAGAUGUUCCAGGAAAGCUUGACCCCGUCCAGCCCUUUGUCUCCAGAUUUGUCCUCCAGCUCCUGGGAAACAUCCCCACAGCUCCGUCGAGCUGUUGUGCCAUUUCUUCUGCAGCUGGCCGCCAUGUCUCCUGACCUUUUUGGCGCUGUGUCUUCAGAGCUGGUGGAGCUCCUACGGCCUCCUAUAUUGCUUCAACUUCACAGUUUGCUGCAGUGCCUUCCUAGGGAAGAAUUGGACAAUAUGGUCGGGCUUGCUGUCCACCUGAUUAGCCAGAGUCCCACAGGUGGGGCUCGAACCCUGCGUUUUAUUGCUGACACCGCCACUCCAGCCUCAGUAAUUAUAUCUGGCCCUACAUCUUCUCCACACGAGGGAGUCAGGGAGGGAUGUGAUCGACUACUUCAGAUGCUGCUACUUCAUCUACAUAAACUGGUGUAUAACCGUUCAGAUGGAGUCGAAGGUGCACCUCACACCUCGGUUAUGACUCAACCUAAAAGAAAAAUUCCCUUUUUGGAGGAGCUUCAGUCCUAUGUGGGUGAGCUGUGUGCUGAAACCCUGCGCCUUGAGAGAAAACGUCAUCUGUGGUUGCACCAGCUCCUGUGCCUGCUAUCAGUUUACGGUGGUCCAAGUGUGGCCACUGAGGCUGUGUGUCAGCUUCUAACCCAGGCCCGAAAUCCUGAAGAAUUGGCAUUGGCCUGGCAGCUGCACAGCACACUGUCCCUGUGUAUGGUGGGACUGAUCCCUGCCGCUAUUACCCGCUCCGUGGCACAGAUACACACAAACACCCUGAACCCAAGGCAGCUUCGACAGCUAUUGCUGAACCUCGCUGCUGCUAUUCAGAGCCAGGAGGAAGAGCGACGGGGGGCAACAGGACCCCAUUACACUAUGGCUAUGCAAUUAGGAUCAGCUGUCUCAGAACACCUCCAUGAUUUUGGACCUCUUCUUCUCCAUGGUGACUCUACAGUUUCACAUGCAGCAGUGCAGCUUUUGUCUUGCAGCCCAUUACCUCGUACCUCUUCUCCAGGCCACCUAUUGUUGCUGUCACGUGCUGCUGUCACUUACUUUUUUUUGGCAUUGAGAAGAAGACAAGAAGGACUUAAAGUUGGCAGAGAUGCUGGACAAGCGAGGGAGGCUGUGAACUGUUCUGUGUUACUACUGUCUCGAUUUGCUGGGUACUCCCCUCUCACCCUUAAAUCUAUACUUCAGCAACUCGUUGAAGGAGCUUUGCACAAAGGUAAUGCGGAUCUUUUUGGAGGGCAAACAUGCGACAUAUCAGAUGUACCUGUACCUUCAACAUCCGCUUUACCGGAUCUUGGAGCUUCCCUGCUGAGCAUCAACUGUCAGUUCGGCACCACAGCAAACUUCUCUGGCAGUGUGUGGUCAGUGUUUCAUGCCGGAGUUAUAGGAAAGGGGUUAAAAGUCAACUCUCCCCCAAAAGUCCCUGAUCCAUCUGCCGCAAGUCAGAACAUCCAGACUCUCAUUGCUGUCCUGGUGCAAUGCUGCAGCUCCUGUGGUCUUAAUGGUUCAUACGCUGGUUCACGACCUUCAUCUGACCCCGGAGAAUUUCCAACAAUUAAUGCAGAAGCUGCCAAAGUGGUUGCAGUUACAAUGGUUGAAAAUGUUUGUCCAGAUGUAUCCAAUAGUGAGCUCUCAUGGCCACCAGAAGAGCAUGCUCGUACCACUGUAGAGAGAGAUAUCCACAUUCGCCGCUGCUUUGAGGCCCACCCUGUGCUCUUUCCUAUGCUUCAAGUGGUGGCAGCUGGACGGCCUGCUCUCUGCUACUGCUCUGCUCUCCUCCGGGGACUUCUCGCCACUCUGCUUGCACACUGGGAGGCGUCCCGCGAUGCUUCAUCCACAGACUCUCCCUGGCACCUUCAGGCCUCCAGCUUGGUGGUAUCCUGCAUGGGAGAAGGCCAGUUUAUUCCUCCUGUCUUGGCCAAUGUCCAUGAGGCAUUCCCUCACCUUGCACCAUUUGAGGUGAGGCUCUUAUUGCUGGCUGUAUGGGAAUAUGUGAGGGGCAAUGGACCAAUGCCUCAGAAAUUUACUUUCAGCUCAGAAAAAGGAGGUAUCUUCUGCAGGGAUUUCUCACGAGAUGGAGAUGUGGCAAGAUAUGUGGCACCAAUCCACAGCGUUCUGCAUAAAAACAUUGAUAGAUUGGGACAUUUAUGUUGGCGGUUCCAGCUUUGAGAGAAGCUUUGAAAAGACUAAAUGUAAAGCAAUAUAAGCAUUAUAUGCUCUACAAAGAUGGUUUUUCACUUUGUACUUUUUAAUGUUUUCUUUGUUUGUAGUUAUUGGUCUAAAGAUGUGCCAAACAGACUUCUGUAAUUUCUGUACAUAUAGUAUGAGCUUUUUUGUAGAAAAGCAUGUGAACAGUCACCAAACAAUUAUUUUUUUCUUACUAAUUAAUAACAAUUUUCAAUUUAUUUAACAAUUAAUAUGCUGUGUUUCUGUUGUUAUACAAGCAUACAUCAACGUACAAAACAAAUAAACAAGUGUUUUGUCCCUUUC
Molecule: messenger RNA, 3523 nt
Organism: Periophthalmus magnuspinnatus
Lineage: Eukaryota; Metazoa; Chordata; Actinopteri; Gobiiformes; Gobiidae
Gene: ints5
Product: integrator complex subunit 5
Exons: 4
Coding region: 161-3202 (1013 amino acids)
Biological process (GO): snRNA 3'-end processing
Cellular component (GO): integrator complex
Source: RefSeq, a predicted model, not a curated record